AUGCCUGUGGUUUGUAGCGGUGCCUGGCUCGACCCCAACCCCAAGUCCCCCUGCCCACCCCAGAGACCCCCUAAACCAUGCCCCCCCGGAGUGGUCAUGCAGACAGGACCCCCCGCAGGCUGCCCCCUGCCCCCACUUUAUUGGUGUGUGGGGAGGGGGUCAGGGGAGGGGCAACCCCGCAGUGCCCGCCUCCCAUUGCCGUGGUGCACGCCCCCACCGCGGUGCCGCAGCGCCCCCUGGCGGCCCCCCCCGCUGGCCCCGCCCCCGCGUUGCCAGGGCGACGGACGCGGCUCAGCCGGGAGGCGGAGGGCAGGGCCCAGGCGUGGGCGCCAUGGGCAAGAAGAGCGAGCGGGCGGCCAAGGAGCGGGCGGCCGCCAUCGCCCUCGAGGAGGAGGCCAAGAGCGCGGCGCGGCACAGCGACGAGGAGUACCAGUGCACGGGGCUGCUGGAGCAGGACUUCCCGGAGCUGUGCGCCCGCGCCGGGCUCACCUACAUCCCCCGCGUCACCGUGCGCCCGCGCGCCGUCUCGCUGCCGGAGGAGCCAGAGGCCGCGGAGGGCCAGGCCAGCGCCACCCACAUCCAGAGCAAGUACGCUUACUUCCGGCCCCGCAUCCAGACCGAGCUGGAGCUCGACGACCCCAAGAGUGUCCGCGAGGUCUUCAUGCGAGCCUCUGGAAAGUUGGCCUGACGGACCUCUUGCUGUCGUCGCUUGUUAGCAUCUUUCCCAGCUGCCCCAACCUCAAGACUCUGUCUCUGGAAGGGAACCCGCUGCCUGAGGGCUCCUUCUACAAACUGAUCCCCGAGGACAGCACGCUUGCACACGUGUCGCUGCGCAACAACAGCAUUGACGACGCGGCUGCCUGGCAGCUGGGCCAGGCGCUGUCCACCCUGACGACUGCCAACCGCAGCCUGGUCUCGCUCACCCUCAGCUUCAACCACAUCGGGGAUGUGGGGGCCGACCACAUAGCCCAGGGCUUGCGGCUCAAUCGCUCACUGCUGUCCCUGUCACUGGCGCACAACCGGAUCAGGGACGAGGGCGCAGCCAGGCUUGCUGAAGUGCUGGGGCCUUUCGCCCUGACACACACCGAGGUGGUGGAGAGGAGACGGCUUCUGCUGGAGAAGGAGUCCCAGGAGCGCUCCCGGGUGGUGAGGAUGCUGCCAGGCCCCUGGUGCCAGCAGAGACAUGAGGUCAAAGCCGACCGCCCCUCCAGCCUGGUCAGCAACACGACCAUCGACAAGCUGCAGCCCACCAAGCAGGGCAAGAACAUGGCCAAGAAGAAAGAGCCGCAGAAGAAGGAGGAGCGGGGACAGGUGGGCAGCCCCAGCCUUGGUGGGGUCCCAAGUGGCCCAGCCUUCACGACGGCCAAAAAGGAAGACGUGAAGCAGGCCAAGAAGACGCUCACCACCCCGGAGCAGAAGAUCGUGCGUGGGAAAGGUGCCAAAUCUGGCAACAAGGAGAAGCGCAACCAGCCACUGGAGCCGGAGGUGCCAGAGCUUACUGAGAUCAUGAACCCGCUGCUGGAGCAGGCUGAGCACCGCGAGGGGAAGGUUUUCCUGCCGGGCAACCACGUGCUCAUCAACCUCAACCUCACCCGCAACCAGAUCACGGAGCAGGGCCUGCGAGCCUUCCUGGCUGCCGUGGAAAGCCAGCAGCAGCAGUGGAGCAAGGCUGGCGCGGGAGCCAAGGGGCAGACAGGGCUGCUCCGCCUGUCUCUGGGGAAGAACCACUUCCCAGCCGAGAGCGAGACCUUUGCCCGCAUCCAGGAACUGAUGCUGCCGCGCGACCCCCUCGCCAAGCAAGGCCCCAAGGAUGAGGAGCAGUCUGUGCCCACAUAGGGGAGGUGCCGGCAGCCCCAGGACUGUCCCCAGGCUGCCCUGUGGGGGACCUGCAGGAGGAAGAACCACGCGUGAAAGAACAACUCGCUUUGCUCUUUUCUUUAAAAAAAAAAUUCUUUACCAUCGAAA
Messenger RNA from Alligator mississippiensis (American alligator), 1965 nucleotides. RefSeq names its product leucine rich repeat containing 71 (gene LRRC71). Lineage: Eukaryota; Metazoa; Chordata; Crocodylia; Alligatoridae. The transcript has 15 exons. The record is from RefSeq and is a predicted model, not a curated record. The coding region runs from base 1 to 1836 and encodes 611 amino acids. Gene Ontology annotation, molecular function: protein binding.